AUGUUCGGUGCUACUGCGUCUUUAAUUCUUUGUUGCAAAUGUGGGACCUCCAUUCGGUCCAAUCCGACCAAUAUGUGUGAAGCCUGUCUUACUUCAGAAUGUAACCUUACAAAGGAUGUGGAAACGCAGUAUACCAUUGUAUUUUGCCCCAAGUGUAAUAGGUUUCUAAAUCCUCCAUCCCAAUGGGUUCCUGCUUCUUUGGAAUCACCAGAAUUGCUUUCAAUCUGCCUCAAAAAAGUGAAAGGCCUCGGAAAAAGUCUUCAACUGAAAGAAGCCUCUUUCGUCUACACAGAACCACAUUCGAAACGUCUCAUUGUUCAGAUUGUUGUCCGUGGAGAGAUUUAUGCUAGUACAGUUGUCGAACAAAAAGCUGUUCUUCACUACGUUAUGCAUCCACAGCAGUGCCUUGAUUGUACUCGCCACGAAGCUAAAGAUUACUGGAAUGCUAGGGUUCAAGUCAGACAAAGGGUUGAUAUGCCUAGAACCCUUCAUAUGCUCGAGCAGCUUUUGCUUAGAAAGAAGGCUCCUAGAAAAUACAGUAAUGUUAAGAAUGUGAAAGGUGGUAUUGAUUUCUACUUUACGAUACGUUCAGACGCUGUUGCUUUUACAGAGUAUGUAGGGAAACUGAUUCCCUGUCGUACACAUGUAUCUCAACAACUCAAAUCCCAUGAUGUUCAUAAUAAUACCUACAAUUACAAGUGGACUUACUUACUAGAGGUUGUGCCAGUUUGCAAAAAUGAUGUUGUCUGUCUUACGAAGGCUUUUUCUUCUCGUCUUGGCAUGGGUAGUCAGGUCCUUCUAGUAGAUAAAAUCACCGACAAGAUUAGGCUUUGUGAUCCCUCCACUGCUGCUACAGCUUAUGUUGAUGUUCAGACCUACUUCUCUAACCCUUUCCAAUGCAUAUCAAAUCCGCGGAACGUCACAGAAUUCUUUGUCAUGGAUGUCGAUGAGGAUGUGUAUACUGGUAAAUCACAAGGAGGAGCUUCUGGAGCCCCACCUCCCGGACCUCCCAAGGUUAAGGGUUUAUGGAUUGUUCCGUCAGCACAUCUUGGAGCUGAUGGGGAGGAUGGUGAUCAAAUGUUUGUCAAAUCUCAUCUUGGUUAUUUACUCAAGAUUGGAGAUACUGCUGUGGGACUAGAUCUUCGAAAUGCCAACAUCAAUAAUACUGAAUUCGACAAGAUACCAGAAGGCAAGCGUCCCGAUGUGGUCCUAAUCAAACGCUACACCGAUCCAGCCGCCAAGAGGUGUCGCAAGUAUCGUAGAAGGCGUCGACGGGUCCUUUCUACAGGGGAAAGCGUUAUGGAGACAGUAACCAUAGCCACCGAGGAUUUAGAAACCGAUGACCUUUCAAUGGCAGAUGAGACAGAAACUCUUGUUGCAGUCAAUGAGGAAGAGGAGGAUUGUGAAAGUUCCGACUAUUCCGAUGAAUUUUUGGAUGCUCAGGAAGAACUUGUUGCUGAAGAAUCAAUGGAGACGGAGUGA
Rodentolepis nana is the source of this 1482-nucleotide messenger RNA. The record is from the annotation of a GenBank genome assembly. Lineage: Eukaryota; Metazoa; Platyhelminthes; Cestoda; Cyclophyllidea; Hymenolepididae.